AUUUGAGCUUGGACGAUCAUGUUGGGCUGAACGUGAAUCACGUCCGCGUGUCCGUGCUCCUGUUCAGUUUGAUGCGUGCAAAAGCUACAUUAGUCGAGAUACGCACUGGCUCACGUCUCAUCCUAAUUUGUUAUUGGUAUCUCGUCCUAGCACACUCCAGACUCUGCGAACAGCUAGCACCUGUCGACCAUCACCAUGCAGUCCAGCUCCAAGGCCGCCGGCAAUGGCGACGAGGAGCACCUGGUUUGCGUGACCGGGGCGGGAAGUUUCAUCGGCUCGUGGGUGGUGAAGGAGCUCCUCCUCCGUGGCUACCGUGUCCGGGGAACCGCCAGGGAUCCCGCUGACCGCAAGAACGCGCACCUGCUGGCGCUGGACGGCGCCGAGGAGAGGCUCACCCUGUGCCGCGCCGACGUCAUGGACGGGGACAGCCUCCGCGCCGCGUUCCAUGGCUGCCGCGGCGUGUUCCAUGUCGCCUCCCCGGUCUCCAACGACCCCGAGCUCGUGCCUGAGGCCGUGGAGGGCACGACGAACGUGACCACCGCGGCGGCGGACGCGGGCGUGCGGCGCGUGGUGUUCACUUCCUCCUACGGCGCCGUGCACAUGGACCCCAACCGGAGCCCCGACACCGUCGUCGACGAGGCGUGCUGGAGCGACUACGACUACUGCAAACAAACCGGCAACCUAUACUGCUGCGCCAAAAUGAUGGCGGAGGUCGCGGCGACGGAGGAGGCGGCCAGGAGGGGGCUGGAGCUGGCAGUUGUGGUGCCGGCGACGACAAUCGGUCCCGCGCUGCAGCAGACGCUCAACUUCAGCAGCGACCACGUCGCCCGCUACCUCACGGGCGCCAAGCCGGCCUACCAGAACGUCGUCACCGCCUACAUCGAUGUCCGAGACGUCGCCCGCGCGCACGCCCUUGUCUACGAGCACCCUGACGCGUGCGGCCAUCGCUACCUCUGCGUCAGUGCCGUGCUGCACCGCGCCCACUUCGUCCGACUCCUCAAGGACCUCUACCCGCAAUACCCCGUCACCGCCAAGUGUGAAGACGACGGCAAGCCGAUGGCGAGGGAGUACAGGUUCUCGAAUCAGAAGCUCGGGGACCGGGGCUUGGAGUUCACUGACAUGAGGACAAGCUUGUACGAGACGGUGAUAUGCCUGCAGCACAGGGGCCAUGUCCCUGUCAUCGUGCCACGUCAUCGUGCAUGUUUGUGAAAUUAUAAUGUGUACACAAAUUGAACUCGAUUAUAGCAAAUAAAUGAGGAUAAGUACUCUGUUU
Aegilops tauschii subsp. strangulata is the source of this 1273-nucleotide messenger RNA. RefSeq names its product cinnamoyl-CoA reductase 1. The record is from RefSeq and is a predicted model, not a curated record. Lineage: Eukaryota; Viridiplantae; Streptophyta; Magnoliopsida; Poales; Poaceae. Gene Ontology annotation, biological process: lignin biosynthetic process. Gene Ontology annotation, molecular function: oxidoreductase activity, acting on the CH-OH group of donors, NAD or NADP as acceptor.